GUUAAAAUUCUUGGAGAACAGGAGCAUGUAGCGCCACCUCGAGGCAACGCUCUUCAACAAUGACGUCACAAGACUUUGUCACGGGAUCGCCAUUUUGUAGUGUUGGUAGGUUAACUUGGUGCUGCAUCUGUACUUGGGAAUAAACCAAUCUCUCUAGCGAAGUUAGUACAACUUGUAAAAUAAUGGCAUCCAGAAAGAAGGUGCUGCUUAAAGUUAUCAUUCUUGGAGACAGUGGUGUUGGAAAGACUUCUUUGAUGAAUCAAUAUGUGAAUAAAAAAUUCAGCAACCAAUACAAAGCUACAAUAGGAGCUGAUUUCCUAACAAAAGAAGUAAUGGUGGAAGACAGGCUUGUCACAAUGCAGGUAUUUGAUGUAACAGCACAAACUACUUUCAGAUCACUGGACAGUUGGAGGGAUGAAUUCCUCAUACAAGCUAGCCCUCGAGACCCUGAGCAUUUUCCUUUUGUUGUCAUAGGAAACAAAAUUGAUUUAGAGAACAGAGCGGUUUCUGCAAAAAGAGCACAAGGUUGGUGCCAUACCAAAGGAGAGAUACCUUAUUUUGAAACUAGUGCAAAAGAAGCAAUAAAUGUUGAACAGGCUUUCCAAACGGUUGCAAAGAAUGCUUUAGCCCAAGAAACAGAAGUGGAGCUGUAUAAUGAAUUUCCAGAUCAGAUUAAGAUUACAAGUGAUCAGAACAAACCUCGAGAAGGAUGUGGCUGUUAAAGAACCUUAUAACAGAAAAAGGGCUCGGUUUGAUGUGCUCUAGCCUUGUGGGUGGGCCAUUCUGACCAUUCCGAGGGACAGCUGCUGCUGCUGUUGCUGACCUCUCAAACAUUAACCACACACACACUUGUUUAGUGUGUGAACAUGUGUUAUGUAAAUGUACAUCUGUGUGAGUGUAUGAAUCUGCGUGUGUGUGUGUGCAUAUAUAUACACAUAUAUAUAUUAUACAUAUUCCUGCAUAAAUAUAUAUAUGCGUGUGUAUUAAAAAAAUUGAAUUAUGCAUAUAUAUAUAUAUAAUAUAGAAGGAAAACUAUUGCCAUAUGAAAGUGGUAAAACAAUUAUUGGUUCAGCAAGAGAUUAGUUAACAGUUUGUUUUAUUAAAAUUUUAUCCUAUUUCCAUGCACAGAAUCUUUGGUUGAAAGUGAGGUCCCUAGAAAUUUUUUGAAUUGUGUGUGCCUGCAUGUGUUAUAUAUAUAUAUAUAUAUAUAUAUAUAUAAAUGUAUGUGUAUGUUUAUACACAUCACACACAAUCUUUCUUUUAGACAAAAAUUUGUCCUAAAAUUUUUCUGAAGUUUUCUUAACUUUAAAAUGAACACUAAAUAAAUGCUUUAUAUGCAACAUCCCAUGUAAUCCUUGGCUUAGUCUCAACAAUUCUGAUUUUUGUACAGAUAUAUCUUGCAAUACUUAAACAUCAACUUCUUAA
Messenger RNA from Octopus bimaculoides (California two-spot octopus), 1425 nucleotides. Its product is annotated as ras-related protein Rab-7a. Lineage: Eukaryota; Metazoa; Mollusca; Cephalopoda; Octopoda; Octopodidae. Gene Ontology annotation, biological process: phagosome-lysosome fusion; endosome to lysosome transport. Gene Ontology annotation, cellular component: phagocytic vesicle; late endosome; lysosome. The record is from RefSeq and is a predicted model, not a curated record. Gene Ontology annotation, molecular function: GTPase activity; GTP binding.